Messenger RNA from Perca fluviatilis (European perch), 1239 nucleotides. RefSeq names its product chromodomain-helicase-DNA-binding protein 4-like. The record is from RefSeq and is a predicted model, not a curated record. The transcript has 3 exons. The coding region runs from base 446 to 823 and encodes 125 amino acids. NCBI's taxonomy places the organism in Eukaryota, Metazoa, Chordata, Actinopteri, Perciformes, Percidae.
GGGCAGAGAGAGAGAGAGAGAGAGAGAGAGAGAGAGGUGCGCUGUUUGCACACUGCGCACAGAAUUGGAGAGACGCUGUGCUCGCAUGAACUCGUGAAACUGUAAUAAAAGUAUCAAUCUCAUCACGACAGUAUGGAUCCGAUACCAAUACUCAUCUUGGUACUAUCGAUUUUUAGAUCGAUACGCCCAGCCCUACCAGGAACACGGUGCAGGGCGAGGAGACGGAACAAGGUCGGCACAUGAAGUUAGCAGACAGUUAGCAUGGACUCUACAGGACAAUAUUCCUAACCUGGAUGAAUUCUUUCUAUCCGUGGACGCUUCCGGACUAGAGGAAUAUUAAUAAGCCAGGAAAGGACGGGGACUGGAGGUUUAGGACAGACUCCAGAAUCCAGAGUGAGUCCAGCAGCCCCAGUGGAGAUCUGCUGGAUCUCAGGACCAGAGAGGAAUGGAGGAGGACAACCAGAACCAGGAGCAGCGGAGCACCGAGGUCCCCAGAAGACCAGCAGCAGACUGGGACUCUGAUAGCAGCCAUGUUCAGGAGCCCUCAGCAGACAUCAAGCUGGAGACCGUAGCAGGAAAGAAGGGCAAGAAGGAAGAGGAGCAGCCUGCACCAAAAGUAGCAGCGGCACCACCACCAGCAGCAGCCGCCGCCACAGCAGCAGCAGUGAAGGAGGAGGAGGAGGAGCAGCCUGCAGCACCUCCGGCAGCAGAAGCAGCAGUGAAGAAGGAAGAGGAGGAGUAUGUGGUGGAGAAGGUUUUGGACUGCAGAGUGGUGAAGGGAAUAGUAGAGUUUCUGCUGAAAUGGAAGGGGUUCUCAGAGUAACUAUGAGUCUAUAAUAUUAAUACUUGGUGUUCUUGGUCCUGAGAUACAAAUUUUAUAUAGUAGCAUACAUUUCGGCAUUGUAUCAUGCCCUCAACGUUGAAGGUUUGGUAUUUUUACAUUAAGUUGCAGACUUCCAAAUAACAUUACAAAAUGGCAAUAGAAAAAAGGAAUAAUACGAAUUAACAAUUAGAGUGAGAAUUUAUUGCCUAAAAACAAAGCCUGAGGAGAUUUUCUUCUGUCUGCACUCACCUUUCCAGUGAGUAUAACACAUGGGAGCCGCAACACAACCUGGACUGCCCCGACCUUAUCACCGAGUACAUUUUAUUGAAAUUCAUGUAGUUCAAUGUCUUAUUGUACUCUGAAAUGAAAGAAUAAAACAAAUUAACAAUUUAAGUUAAAAAAGAAAUCAUGGAAUC